This is a messenger RNA of Cebus imitator (Panamanian white-faced capuchin), 8776 nucleotides long. RefSeq names its product potassium voltage-gated channel subfamily A member 3 (gene KCNA3). NCBI's taxonomy places the organism in Eukaryota, Metazoa, Chordata, Mammalia, Primates, Cebidae. Gene Ontology annotation, molecular function: delayed rectifier potassium channel activity; protein binding. The coding region runs from base 219 to 1946 and encodes 575 amino acids. The record is from RefSeq and is a predicted model, not a curated record. The transcript is spliced from 3 exons. Gene Ontology annotation, cellular component: axon; membrane; voltage-gated potassium channel complex. Gene Ontology annotation, biological process: protein homooligomerization; potassium ion transmembrane transport.
GCGGGCGCGCGCCCCGCGGGGGAGGGGGCGGGGAACGCGAGGCGGAGGGAGGAGGCGUCUCUGUGCGGGAGCCCGGCGGAACGCGCCAGACCCUGACCGAGCCUCGCGGCUGCUGCUGCAACAGGCGGCGGGCUCCGCUCGGGGGCGGAGGCGGCGAGGGGGCGGGGAGCGCGAGGAGGAGCGACCGGGCCCCGCCGCCGCCGCCUCUUCCCCGCCGCAUGGACGAGCACCUCAGCCUUCUGCGCUCGCCGCCGCUGCCCUCCGCCCGCCACCGCGCCCACCCUCCCCAGCGCCCCGCGAGCGGCGGCGGCGCUCACACGCUGGUGAACCCCGGCUACUCCGAGCCCGCCGCAGGCCCCGAGCUGCCGCCCGACAUGACCGUGGUGCCCGGGGACCACCUGCUGGAGCCGGAGGCGGCCGACGGUGGAGGGACCCCGCCUCAGGGCGGCUGUGGCGGCGGCGGCUGCGACCGCUACGAGCCGCUGCCGCCCUCGCUGCCGGCCGCGGGCGAGCAGGACUGCUGCGGGGAGCGCGUGGUCAUCAACAUCUCGGGGCUGCGCUUCGAGACGCAGCUGAAGACCCUCUGCCAGUUCCCCGAAACGCUGCUGGGCGACCCCAAGCGGCGCAUGAGGUACUUCGACCCGCUCCGCAACGAGUACUUCUUCGACCGCAACCGGCCCAGCUUCGACGCCAUCCUCUACUACUAUCAGUCCGGGGGCCGCAUCCGCCGGCCCGUCAACGUGCCCAUCGACAUCUUCUCCGAGGAGAUCCGCUUCUACCAGCUGGGCGAGGAGGCCAUGGAGAAGUUCCGCGAGGACGAGGGCUUCCUGCGGGAGGAGGAGCGGCCCCUGCCCCGCCGCGACUUCCAGCGCCAGGUGUGGCUGCUCUUUGAGUACCCUGAGAGCUCCGGGCCGGCCCGGGGCAUCGCCAUCGUGUCCGUGCUGGUCAUCCUCAUCUCCAUCGUGAUCUUCUGCCUGGAGACGCUGCCGGAGUUCCGCGACGAGAAGGACUACCCCUCCUCGCCGUCGCAGGACGCGUUCGAUGCAGCCGGCAACAGCACGUCGGGGGCCUCCGGGGGAGCCUCCAGCUUCUCCGAUCCCUUCUUCGUGGUGGAGACCCUGUGCAUCAUCUGGUUCUCCUUCGAGCUGCUGGUGCGGUUCUUCGCCUGUCCUAGCAAAGCCACCUUUUCGCGAAACAUCAUGAACUUGAUUGACAUUGUGGCCAUCAUCCCUUAUUUUAUCACUCUGGGUACCGAGCUGGCCGAGCGACAGGGCAACGGACAGCAGGCCAUGUCCCUGGCCAUCCUGAGGGUCAUCCGCCUGGUGAGGGUCUUCCGCAUCUUCAAGCUCUCGCGCCACUCCAAGGGGCUGCAGAUCCUCGGGCAAACGCUGAAGGCGUCCAUGCGAGAGUUGGGGUUGCUCAUCUUCUUCCUCUUUAUUGGGGUCAUCCUUUUCUCCAGCGCGGUCUACUUUGCCGAGGCAGACGACCCCACCUCAGGUUUCAGCAGCAUCCCGGAUGCCUUCUGGUGGGCAGUGGUAACCAUGACAACAGUGGGUUAUGGCGAUAUGCACCCAGUGACCAUAGGGGGCAAGAUUGUGGGAUCUCUCUGUGCCAUCGCCGGUGUCUUGACCAUCGCAUUGCCAGUUCCCGUGAUUGUUUCCAACUUCAAUUACUUCUACCACCGGGAGACGGAAGGGGAAGAGCAAGCCCAGUACCUGCACGUAGGAAGUUGCCAGCACCUCUCCUCUUCGGCCGAGGAGCUCCGAAAAGCAAGAAGUAACUCGACUCUGAGUAAGUCGGAGUAUAUGGUGAUCGAAGAGGGGGGUAUGAACCAUAGCGCUUUCCCCCAGACCCCUUUCAAAACGGGCAAUUCCACUGCCACCUGCACCACGAACAAUAAUCCCAACUCCUGUGUCAACAUCAAAAAGAUAUUCACCGAUGUUUAAUAUAUAAUACAAGUGACAUGCUGUGCCCAGUAUUGUGUGGAACGUGCCCCCUUGGUCUGCCUAUGCCCUUGUUUUAUACAUUUCCAGACCAUUCAUCAAGGAAAGGACCUGAAGAAGUGGGAAGCACACUUCAUUCUCCCUCUCCCUACUGCUUCAUACUGAAACAGGUGCCUGUUUUGCAAGUGGGCUGCAUUCUCUCAGCUCUCCUUUUUCCCCUUACCCUCUCUCUCUCUCUCUCAAUAUUGUAAACAACAAACUUACAUUAAACUUCAUUUCUAGUACACGCCCUAUUUAAAAAAAAAAAAAAAAAGCAGUACAUCCUGGGAGGAAAUGAAACUAAAGAACAAAGUAACUGUUUAACCUCAGAAUUUUAAAGGCAGUUGUUUCGUUCCUAAGCACAUGAGUUUGUAGUAAAUGAUACUUCAGUUUGAUGGACUUUUCAACAUUAUUUACUGAAUAAGUAUUUCGAUUGCCUACCCUGUAGAUAUGUGGAUGAAGAAUCUAACUAGAAUAAUGACUUGUAAACCCACCACGAGUUUAUUUGGUUUUUCCCAGAAUUUUAAGGGUCUCUCCAACUUUGAAUGAAGGGAAAUGCCCAAGAUGUCCUGAUCUGACUAAUUAGUUUAAUUCUUUCGGGCUUGCUAAGCAUUUCUAAAGCAUUAGACUAACACAUUCCUGUGAAGUUCUGUGCAUAUGUCUCAGCCUCAACAUCUAUCAAAGUCUAGAAACAGAUGUUUUCAGUGCUGCUGAGAGAAACAAAAAAUUUCCUGAUGCAUCUGAGAGAUAAGCUUCGGCAGUAUCACAAGAAGAUUAAAGUGGCAGACACCCCUUCCAGCGGAAGUUACUAAUUCGGACCUGACUGAUGCAGUUCCCAUAGCAACCCAUGUUUCCUGGGAAACCCGAAAAAGGUUGUCAUGGCAUCUAUUGCUCUCUAGCCCCACCUUCCAGUCCCUGCUGUUUCCACAGUAACCUUUCCAGAUGGUUCCUACUUAAAUGAUUUCAUAAAGGAAAACCACUGUUUGAAUAAACUGCACAAAUAAAGUUAAGCCUGAGACUCUAAGGAGGUGAAAUGAAUCCCAAAUGCAUUUUUUAACUAUGAAAAUCAUUGAUGUUAUCCCAUAAUAACUGAAUCAAGAAGGAAAAUAUGAUGUUUGGAAUGUUAGAUAUUAACCACAAUAAGGCAUGAUCUGGAUUAAGUGCCAUUUAUCAGGCAAUAAUUUUUAAAGAUGCUUCUCUACAGUUUUUUUUCUCCAAGAACUUUCAAGCCAACAAAUGGAAUUUAAAAGCAAAUGUAAAAGUGUUCUGUACAUAAGCAAAUGAGAGAUACAAUCAGUGUACCUGAAACCUUACAACAAAGGAUCUUCAGGCUUUCUCUUUAAAAAAAAAAAAUUUAGAUCCCACAACAGCUCUGUCAUCAUCACAGCAUUCGACAAGCUAAGUAAACUUCAAAUAAAUGAAGGAUGCACGUUUUAAACUGAAUGCAUUGCAGACAAUCAAUAAAAAGGAGGGACAGGAAGUAACCAGCUCUUGGGAGAACACUUGCAACUUUCAACCAUAUGCCAAGGGUUGCCAGAAGACAGACAGAAUCAGCAGUUCCAAGUCCUUCCUACCUCUCAGCUGUGAAUAGAAGUGAUAACCCUUCCCACUAAGAAAUGCAAGGAAGCACACGUGUCCCAUAAUCUGAAGACUUAUGGAAACACUGUGAGAUAGAGAUCCCUGAAGAGACCCCCACAUAAAGAACCGUAGAGCUGCACUGACCCGUAGGAUGCUCCAUUUUAAAUUGCCUGGAUCAAGAAUGCAGUGGCAAUUAUAUCACUGAUGGGCAAUGAUCCACCUGACAGCACAUAUUUUUAUUUCAGUUGACAUUAAAUAAUAUGUCUCUAACAAAUGCUUUAUAUAAAGGGAACAACUCUGACGUCGGAGGAUUUGCUUCGUAUUGUGUGCCAUAUAAAAGACAUUUGAUCAAUAGAUGAAGAAUCUUGAAAAUAUUAAGGUAUCAUUGCAUCCUUUUGACAUUUUGAUGAAAUCAAAUCAUCCAAAAACUAUAAUCAGUGCUGCAGAUAAAGAAACCUAAAAUUUGUUUCUAACAAGCCAACUGUUACUUUUUUCUUUUUUCAAUUAAUUAGUGGACUGUGUUUAAUCAUGAGAUAUAGUCAUGUUAUGUUCCAUGUUCUGGGUUAUGUGCAACUUUAUUUGUGAAGGUGUGUUUUGUACCAAAGGCUCUCAUACAUAGAUUAGCCCAUUUACAUAUAAAUAAGUGAGGUCUACACUGUGCCCAAAUAAAUGGUAUUAAAGACAGACUUGCCUAAAAGAAAUGUGCCUUGCUUGAUUAAACAUUAUUUUAUUUUUUAUUCAAAAUGAUAGAUUUUCAAAUUAGUGUUAUAGGUUUUAGCUGAGAUAAACUUUACAAAAAUAUAUGACUACUUAUUACGUUUUAGUAUUCUAUCUUAAUUAAAAUUAUAAUAGUUAUGCUUUCAACAGUUCAUAUAUAAUAUGUUCAUUUCAUUUUGUUUUCAUGGGAUGUUUGGUGUGGUGCAACAAAGCACAUUUUUAAAUAUAAUAUUUCAUCUAAUGUUUAUAACUUUUCCUUCAAAAUUAUAAAUGUAAAAGUUUCCUUAACUCAUUUUCUAUUUUUAUAUUCUUUUAGAAAUGGAACUCUUUUUCAAUUAAAGACAAGUUUUAGUUGGAAAAGAGAUUUAGGAGGUCAUGAAGAUGGUUUCCCUUUUGGGGACAUUUCACUUCUGUGCCAUUAAUGUAUUUUACUGUGACAUUUCAGCAGAAUGGUAGCUAUUUGUAUAUUAUUUCAUAAGCCUUAUGAAAAGUCAAACUGUGAAAAUUUAUUAUAUAGAGCACUUUUUAUUUCCAUAUUUUAGUUUCAAAAUAUAUCUGAACAAAUGCAUAAAUAACCAAUCUUCUGUUAUUUAAGUGUAUAACAAUGCUAUGUGAUAAUGAGAGCACUUGUAGAAUUUUAAUUACUAUAAAAACAUUUCAGUAGCAAAGCCAAGAUUAUAAAUUUUUUGAUGCCCCACAGAAUGGAAUACAAGUGAUGAAUUGCACUGUAUGAGAAUCAGUAACUAAAACAAUCUUAUACUUGCAGCAAGACAGACAGAUAAACACGAGAUACAAUCUAGGUAACUUUCUUUGAGGCAAAGUCUACAAUGAAUUUCUCACAAUCUGCUGGUAAUUUCUUUGUGUCAAAACUUUGAGACCAGAUCACUACAGGAAAAUAAAAGUCUGACAGCUAUCUCAGGUUUGAGCAAUGUGAACCUUUAGUCAAGAUGAUAUGUGAUUAAAGUGAAAAUAUAGCCACUACCUUUUCUUUGUUCCAUGUUAGCCCAUUUAGUAGAGACAUUGGCCUGGAGAAUAGUCAGUCCAUUGCAGCCAACUAAUCCUUGUAACUAAUUAUUACAGCCUGGAUAGCAGCAAAGUAAUCCACAUCAGCUAUUGGGAUGAUUGAAACAAACUGAUCAACUGUGUUUGUUACAGGAGGUUUUAGACAUACCGAUGUUUUAAUAAGGAUCAGUAGGUGUUACAAAAAUAGACACAAAAAUUACCUUUAUAAAACACCAAUGGCACAACUGUAUGCAUUAUAGUAUAUUUAAGAUCUGAAUUAUUAUUACAGGUUACAGUUUUAAAUAAAGACAAAGCCCAGAUUUUUAUGAUAAAAGUACAGGAUGGUGUCAGAUGAGUCAACUGUCAUACUGAAUAUGGUUCACAGAAUGGAUAGUAAAAAUGGUACUGGUUUAGAUAACAGUAGACCAGAAUUCUCAUCUACUUUCUGCCUGUGGGACCCUAGGUAAAUCAGUUACAUUACUAGGCUUCAGUUUGCAGGCUUAAAUUGUAAGAUGAGUGUGCUGGAUUCAGUGAUCUCCAAAACCCUUACCAGCCCCCAAAUUCUCAUUAUACACAUUUGAGAAAUGCUUUGAAGAAAACUUAGGGCUGGGUGCAGUGGCUCAUGCCUGUAAUCCCAGCACUUUGGGAGGCCAAGGCGGGUGGAUCACUAGGUCAGGAGUUUGAGACCAGCCUGGCCAACAUAGUGAAACUCCAUCUCUACUAAAAAUACAAAAAUUAGCUGGGCAUGAUGGUGCAUGCCUGUAGUCCCAGCUACUUGGGAGGUUGAGGCAGGAGAUUUGCUUGAACACGGGAGGUGGAGGUUGCAAUGAGCCGAGAUUGUGCCACUGAACUCCAGCUUAGGCAACAGAGGGAGACUUCAUCUCAAAAAGAAAAGAAAAGAAAAGAAAAGUACACAGAUUUUCUUAUGCAGGAAAGAAUACAUGAAGUAAGAUUUAAGCCUUGAAAGUUAAAUAUAUCAUUCUUCAAAUUGAUUGUGAGAAAAGGAAAUAGGACUCUUUCUCCUUAGAAUUUUCACUGAUCUGUUAAUGGUAUCAAAAAAGUAGAAAAAUCAGUCUGUGGAAUGGAAACAGAUUAAUUAAAUAGCUAGAAAGGAGGGAAGGGCAUUUGUUUAAUUAAAUAUUAAGGCAACUUGAAAAUUUUCUAUGAAACGCUAAAACAGUGCCAGAGCCUUAUUGCACACUCAACAUUUUAAGCCUGAGAGCAGGGAAAUGUGGGAAAAGGUUGGAAUGAAAGAAGUGUUUGCUUUAUGAUCUCUUGACUCCUUUUACACAAGAAGCAGAUUGGUAGAGCUUAAGCAGGUGUCUGUGCUGUGGUGCUGGCUCUGCCAAAAACUCUCAUGUGCCCUAGGAAAGUUACUUUAACUUCUCUGAGCCCGAGUUUCUUUAUCUGUAAAGUGAAGACUUUUUAAAUUUAGUAAUCUGUAUGUCUCUUUUCAUCUCUGAGAAUUCUAUAACAUUUUCAGAUUGUUAUAUGUGUACAUGUACAUGUUGCUCACCUCUGUUCACUAAAAUGCCACAUAUUUCUACUUGAGUGACUGAACAGAUUGCAAGUCCAAAUGUUCUCGUUUCUAAUAAUAAUAAUUGACCUCAGCAAGACAUAUAAAAGGUAAAUCUUUUUAUUUUGACUUUGGCUUUAAGCUAUUAUGAUUUGUCAUUUCAUCUUUGAAUGCUGAGUGAGUUACCUAAACAGAAUGUCUGUUCCAGUUAAUCUUCUCUUUAAAUUUUGUUGUUUUAUAAACAUGUAGCAAAUCAGAAGCAAGUAUAUUAUGCUUAUCAAUGAACUGUAGCAGAUUGUAAGGUGCAUUUUUGUCACAUUAAAAACUUAAUACUCUUUUGGUCCCAGAAGAAAUGACUGUAAUUUAAAAUAAUAGUCACAAAAUUUUGUGAAUGUUUUUGAAUACAAAGGAGGCCUGAUAGAGCCAUAUUGCAAUUCAUUUUGCUCAGGAGUGAGAAACAAAAUUCAGGGAUAACCCAAACACAUCUGUUUGGCAAUAGUGGAUAGUUAGGUAAAGAAGGGUUUUAGCUUUUGCACAACAUAGGUAAGAGGCAACUGUACCUAUAGAAAAACAGGAGUAUAUUCUGGUUCCUGGUUUUAUGACAGAAAGAUAUUAGAAGGAUACUAAAAUGUGGACACUCGGGAAAUUGAUUAAUACAGAAAUAUUUUGUCAUACUGAGAUUAUUUGUCCAGAAGUUUAGUCUUAUAUCCCUUCCAUUCAGAAAAGGGGGCAGUUUUUAAAGGCCUCUAUCAUAAUAGGAAGUGUGCAUUUUGACUAGUGGAGCAAUUAAUUAAAACAUUUAAUCUGAUCAUUUUGGUUUUAUGAAUCUGAAUUUUCACUUUAGGUGUAAUUGAAUCACUUAUGUAUUACUGUGAUCUUUGUGAGAAGUGAUUUUGUCCAUUUUUUUAAAGUUGAUGAAACUUGAUAAAUGGUGAUUCUAGCAUAUUGUAUUAAUAUUGUAUCUUACAAUAAUUUGUGAACUGGCCAUCCUGAACAAAUCAUAGCGGUAUGUCUUCUGGUAAAUUGUUUCUAUGGUGUGAUCUCUUAAUGCUGUGUUUGGGGGUGGGGGAUGGGGUUAAGUAUUUAGUUUAAACUAUCAAAGUGUUUUUCUUAAAUGCCAUAAAAUGUAUGACUAUAAACCAAAUAAGAAUAUCCUCUUUUUUUCACUUUUAAGGGCACUAUAUAGACCAUUUUGAAACUAUCCCACAGAAUGGUAUAAUUUAUGUUUAAAAGCUCUUAGACACAUAUACACACACAAAUAUAAAUAUAUAUAUAUACACACACACAUGUGCAAGGGGAAGCAGUUUAUGUAAUAUUUCUAGGUGUUAUGCUACAUAUUGUAAUAAUCUAUUUUUGAAAUAUAUAGAUUACGCAGAAGUCAGAAUAACAAAUACAACACCUCAAUUUUUUCAUAGAGUCUAGCAUUCGUUUACUUAUAAGAUUUGCUUAUCAUACUUUGCAAAGAUCAUUCACAUAAUUAAUCUUUAAAAUAUUCAUAUGAAAUACUAAUGUCCUCUGAAAUUUAAAGAUUAAACAACCAAGGUUUAGAAAGAUCCAGUGACUAGUCUAGAAUAAUAUGGCCACUAACCUCAUAUGCUCUUUACACUAUUCACCUUUUGUCAUGUUAUUUUUAUCCUGUCACUGCUAUUAUCUUUAAAGCUUUAACAAAAAAAUUUUAAAACAUACAUUGGGAAUUUUCCAAUUUUAGUUCAAAGACAUUGUUGCUGUUCUUGUCAGACCUUUUUAGAUACUUUCAGACUAUAGUCCUUCCACAGAGUGAUAUUCAAACAUUUUCUACCUAAAACGUACACCCUGACCACAGACACUGAAUUCACUUGAUAUCAGAAUCCUAGACUAAAAAUUGGUCUUGACUGCCAUUUCUAAUCUCCCUUUUCAAAAAUCCAUCAUAAUGACUGAUUUCUGAACAGUUGAAUAAAGCAGUAAUCAACCCAAGAAACUGCAUCCAUUCUAAUUCAGAGGA